Trichoplusia ni (cabbage looper) is the source of this 3403-nucleotide messenger RNA. RefSeq names its product tRNA (guanine(37)-N1)-methyltransferase-like. Gene Ontology annotation, biological process: tRNA N1-guanine methylation; mitochondrial tRNA methylation. The transcript has a single exon. The record is from RefSeq and is a predicted model, not a curated record. NCBI's taxonomy places the organism in Eukaryota, Metazoa, Arthropoda, Insecta, Lepidoptera, Noctuidae. Bases 39 to 1376 code for a protein of 445 amino acids. Gene Ontology annotation, cellular component: mitochondrial matrix; cytoplasm.
AUAAACGAUGUGUUAACAACUUUUCUCAUAGUUUUGGUAUGACUUUUGGUUACAUCCGCGGUUUUAUACGUAAAAUGAGUGCAACUACCGGUGUCUCGAUACUGCCUGUGGGGGUGCGGGGUAUGAAAGUUCUCGAUCGAGAUAAAUUCUUGCGCAAUUUAAAAGUGCCAGUUCUAAAGGUCAAGCUAGAAAACGUUAAUAAUGUUAUGAAAAUGUGCAAAAAUUACUUCCUAAAACUUAAAGCCUUUAGGCCGAUAAGAGAUCUGAACGAAGCUGAAGAUUCGCCAUUCAAGAAAUGCAUAUAUUUGAAUCCUGAAAAGGUGAUGAAAUGGGAAGACUUCAGUGAAAAUGAUCGAGUCUUGCUCCAAGACUUAAAUGUAACAGAGGAUCAUUUGAUUUUCAAAGAUGCACAAAUAUCAUAUGACAACUGGGAUUAUGAAACUAUAUUCAAAGCUGUUCUUCCUGAAAAUGAGGAGGGUGUGAGUGGAUUUACCCAAAUUGGACAUAUUAUUCAUCUAAACUUAAGGGAUCAUCUACUUGAAUACCGCUUUGUUAUCGGACAAGUGCUGAUAGACAAAUUAAAGUCUUGUCGUACUGUAGUUAACAAGUGCAACACCAUUGAUAAUACCUACAGAAAUUUUGACAUGGAAGUACUUGCUGGAGAUGAAGAUUUCAAAGUAUCUGUCAAAGAAAAUAACUGCACAUUCCACUUUGAUUUCUCUAAAGUGUACUGGAACUCACGCUUAUGCAAGGAGCACGAAAGAAUCUUGAAAUACCUACAUCCUGAAGAUGUCUUAUUUGAUAUCUUUUGUGGUGUUGGACCCUUUGCAAUUCCAGCGGCCAAAAAAAUAACAAAAGUAUUUGCCAAUGAUUUAAAUCCUGAAUCAUACAAAUGGUUGAAUUACAAUGCAAAUGUCAACAAAAUCAGGAUGUCGUGUUUUAAAUCAUACAAUCAAGACGGAAAGGAUUUUAUUUGUAAUGUAUUCAAAGAGUACUUAGAGCGUUUGUGUAAAGGUGUUGAGAAGGUGGACGGGAAGAUUCGCAUAACAAUGAACUUACCAGCUCUAGCAGUAGAAUUUUUGAAAUACUUCAACGGUUUACUCAAAGACACUGCUGCAGCUGAAAACUUUAACCAAGAAAUCAUUGUAUACGCAUACUGUUUUGUUCCUAGUGGUGAUGAUCAAGCUGAAUUGGCAAAAGAAUUAGUGAUCAAAAACAUAGGACAUGAUAUAUCCUCAGAUAUUGUAUUUAUUUAUAAUGUACGCAAGGUUGCUCCAACAAAAGAAAUGAUGAGAGUGACAUUUAAGUUAACUAAAGAGGUUUUAGUCGGUCCCAAAUCCCUGGGUGAACCUCCUCUUAAAAAGUUGUGUGUAUAAGUGUUUACUAAGAUUUCCAUAAUAUUAUUGAUAAGAGCCAAUUGGUAACUUUUGUAGUGUUUUUAUGUAAACCAAAAAUUAUGUAAUAAAUUUUUAUGCAUAAAAACUGUCUUUAAUUUGGUCUACUGCUUGAGCAGAAAACAAAUUUUCUGAGUAUUGUUUGCAAAUAUCUUGUUCAAUGUUACUCAUACUAUCAUAAAUGACAUAACUCAUGAUAAGAGCUGAUAAGAGCUAUAUAUUGUGAAAAUUUUGUAUUAGUCUUGUUUUUUAUAGUAAAUCAGAUGAACUUCUGUAAGUAUGUAUGAGGUUCAUGUUUUGAUAGUCUUGUUGACUGAGUGUAGGCAAAUCAAUCGUAACGUAGUAAGUCCUAUGAUGCCAUACGAAGAUCUCCUUCAAGUUGGUCGAUAAAACUCGUGCCUCCGCUUUCUGCAUCCAGUGGAAACCAGUAGCUACCCUUUUUUAAGUCAUCAGGCUAGCGUAAGGGCACGACGUGGGCAUUUGGCAGACUUCCUCUAACUAACAACACACAGCGCCCAUCUAGUGCUUAAGCUAGUCACGGGAUCGCUCGCAAUGCACUGCUCGACUUUUGCUGAACCCAGUAGAAGGUUUAAAGGGUCGUCAUCACCUUUUACAGUAAUAUUAUUGUCGCUGUGUAAGAGAGACGCCGCAACCCGCGCUGUCCCGCUGCCAGAAAAUUAACGCAACUUUAGGAAUAUCUUAAGGUUUAGCUUGUUUAUAUGGUGAUGGUUUAUGUUAUAGAUAAUAUUUAAAAUGUAACAUCUGCGAAUUCUGCCUUAUUAAGUACUUACCAAGUUCCUAAUUCAAUAGUCACUAUUACAGUAUCGGCUAUUUCCCAUGUAGCAUGUUAUCAGGAACAAAAAUGCUUCCACGAAAAAGCAUUAUGUGGGACUGUUGUUAUAAUAGAAGCAUGUUACGCACCAGACAGCGCAUAGCGGCAUCUCGUUACCUCAACAACAAGAGUCUUGUAUUGAGCUGACGGUAAUCGGGAAUAAUAUCUAUAAUCAGGCAAUACCUCUUAUUUGUAUUUAUUUUUACUUCAUAAAUUACUUUUAUAAUCUUGCAAUUACCCGUGACCGAAUUAUUUUCAUUGAUUAAUAAUAUUACGAGGAUAACAUUAAUUGGUGCAGAUUAGAUUGGUAAACCUAAGAAUCGAUUGCGAAUUUAAGCAUGACUACAACUAGAAUUGAUUGAUCACAGGCUGAUUUAAUUAUUAGCGCUUGUAAUGUAGGUAGGUACAUAGACACAACAGUCGGUUGAUAACAAUUUAGCUCAUGGCUCGUGGUAGACCAGUCAACAUCAAAGAUCCAGUGGCAUUCUUCGUACAUCCUUAUUCUCGAUCCCAAACUAUCUCUUGGUGAAGCGAUUAUAGACAGACACCGUAAGCGUUAAUAUGCUUUCACUAUAUUAAAUGAUGUAACGGUUACUCACACCUUCUAUAGGGAAUGCCUAGGGCUUUCCUACUUACUCAAUUCUUUGAAAGUUGACGAAACAAAGAUGUAAAAAACUACUGUAUCUAAUCAUAGACGAUCACUGACAACGUGUGAAUAAGUAGGUUCUUAUCUAAUUAUUACUUUCGCAGCUUCGUUGCAUGCGCGUAAUGACGGCACCGCAGAGGAUGUAAUCAUUAGCUAUUAAUUUUAUACGUAUAUUUCGAAAUUAUACUGAUUGAAUUACCAGAUUGAUGUUGGUGGGUAUUUAGCAUGUAGGAUUUAAUUCUUUUUAGCAAGUUACGAUAAACAAAACGAAUUAUUGCAUUGACACAUACAUAGAGUUCAGGCAGGCUUCGAUAAUUCUGACAUACUUACUUUACAUACUGAUAUUAACCGAUUACUUUUUCAAAAUUAUCUAAGAUAGGUACACCAUACCCGAUAGAUUGCAAAGAGCUUCAACGGUAAAAUAAUAAAGGAGGUUACGUUAUUGGUUAAAAAAAUAUCUAAAGGCGCAGUGUUGGAUCUGGUUUCGUUCUGUUUUUGACAAUAUUAAGUUCGUGUAGCGGUCCAGUGUCA